This is a messenger RNA of Acanthoscelides obtectus, 6433 nucleotides long. Lineage: Eukaryota; Metazoa; Arthropoda; Insecta; Coleoptera; Chrysomelidae. The record is from the annotation of a GenBank genome assembly.
GAGAUCAAGUGUAUAGAUGCAACGUAAGGAUAAAGUCAUAGAAGAGAUAGUCACAUAACACAAAAAUGAUUCUAUUUUUAGGGCUUUGGAAGCUCUGAUCAACUUUGCAUAUUCUGGAAAAGUUACAUUAGAUAAAAAUAAUGUACAAAGUAUUAUGAUAGGUGCUUCAUAUCUUCAACUAAAUAAAGUUAGAGAUGCCUGUGCUAACUAUCUGUUGCAAAGGAUUCAUCCACAAAAUGCAUUAGGCUUCAGACACUUUGCUGAGUCAUUAGGAUGUUCAACAUUGGCAGAUUCUGCAGAAAAAUACAUAGAAUCUUACUUCCAUGAAGUGUCACAGCAUGAGGAAUAUUUAAAUUUAUCCUUGAAUCAAGUAAAGGAUAUGUUAAGCAAGAAUGAUCUCAGAGUAGAAAGUGAGGAGCAAGUAUUUGAAGCCUGCAUGAGAUGGGUGAAACAUGAUAUAGAAAGAAGGAAGGAGCACUUGCCAGAAUUAUUAUCUUUAGUACGUUUGCCAUUAUUAACGCCAUUAUACAUUACAGACCGUGUUAGGAAUGAAGAACAAAUUAGAUAUUCAAUACAGUGCAGGGAUCUAGUAGAUGAAGCCCUAACAUUUCACUUGAUCCCAGAAAGAAGAGCUUUGAUUCAGAGUUUUAGAACAGAACCAAGAGUGUCUGACAUAAAGGGGUAUAUCUAUGUUGUUGGAGGCCUCAACAGGCAUGGUGAUUCGCUGUCCACUGUUGAAUACUACGAUCCUAAACUAGACAAGUGGACCAUGGCUCCACCAAUGACUAUGAUGAGGUCAAGAUUAGGUGUAGCAGUAUUAAAAAGCAAAUUGUACGCCUUUGGAGGCUAUAAUGGGAAAGAUAGACUUUCUAGUGUUGAAGUUUAUGAUGCCAUCAGAAGGGAGUGGUCCAUGGUUACUCCUAUGAUCUGCAAAAGAAGUGCAUUAGGUGCAACAGCUUUAGGCGACAUAAUCUACGUUUGUGGCGGAUAUGAUGGUGUAACAUCCUUAAAUUCUGUGGAAAGGUAUCAUCCAAGUACAAAUUCGUGGUGUUCAUUGGCUCCUAUGAACAAGUCAAGAAGCGCGGGCGCUGUGAUAGCUUGUCAAGGAUACAUUUAUGCAUUAGGAGGUCAUGAUGGCUUGUCCAUAUUCGACUCUGUUGAGAGGUAUAACCCUGCUACCAAUACCUGGACCGAGGCGCCACCUAUGCUGACAAGGAGAUGUAGAUUAGGCGUUGCAAUGCUAGGAGGAAAACUGUACGCUUGUGGAGGAUAUGACGGUAGUUCGUUUUUGCAAACUGUUGAAAUGUUUGAUCCUAACACAAACAAGUGGCAGUACGUAGCUCCAAUGAAUGCCCAACGAAGCCGAGUGGCCUUGACGGCCAACAUGGGCAAACUGUGGGCCGUAGGAGGGUACGACGGCAUCUCCAACUUGGUCACGGUCGAAGUGUACGACCCUAAAGCGGACAAAUGGACCUACGCUGCAGAUAUGAUCGCCCAUGAGGGUGGGGUGGGCCUAGGAGUCAUUUCUAUACCAUGAAUAUUAAAAAUAUGCCAUAUUUUGAGAGCAGUCUGAGUUUUUAUUCUUAGGUAAUUUAAUCAAAAAGGUUGUUUUAAGGAGAAUGAACUUUUAGGAUGGAUUCUGCGAAAUUUGAGGUAUUAGUAAGUAGCAGGGUAUUCUGGAUUACUAUCAAAAUCUCUGCAGAUGUUUAUUAUGCAAACAUAGAUGAGUAUACCUAAAUGGUCGACAUUUGUUUUAUGCGUUUCCGUACUAUUGCUAAAGAAAAAAUAUCUACAUUCGUGUACCUUGAUGUUGAACGCGAGAAUGGGGUAUAAUAUUUAAAAAAAUUCACUCAUGGAUUUUACAAUCUUUUGAAUCAGAUGAUGUUUUUGAUGGGUUCCAUAUCACUCGUCCGGAAGAAAAGUGACAUAAAUCAAAAAGCUGCAUUGUUAGGAAAACACGAUUUAAAGUUCUUGCCAUUAUUUCUGCAACAUUUCAAUAGUAAGUGUUAAGGCGCAAUUCCACUGAUGCAACAAUGAACGACAUGUGGCAUGCUACUUGUUUCCCAGUGUUGCCUCUUAUUGAUGUUCGACAGUGUUGCCCAAAAUUCUAUUAAUGCCGCAUGCGGAUUUUGUUCCCCUAUGUGACAUGCGCUUUGUCGUACAUGAGUGUAGCAUGCGUCUUCACGAUUCAAUUCAAGCAACUCCAGUUUAGUACGCCAUGUCAUUACAGACAGUCGCGGCGGCUACUUAUUUAGUAAUUUCUUCGGAUCGGAAAAGAAAACGAAAAACGCCAGAAUAUUGGAGAAGAAAUAUAUACGUAGAUGGUCAAGAAAUUCAGUACAAUUUUUACAACAACUGGGUGGCUGACGAUGAUGCUUUAUUCCGAAAUUUCACACGGAUGAGUAGAGACGAUUUUCACUACUUACUUGAAAAAAAUCUUGCCUAUGGUAAAAAAAUGUGAUACCAACUUUCGGGAAACAAUAACGCCCCGCGUGAGAUUGCUAGUAACAUUAAGAUAUUUGGCUACGGGUACGCUUAUGUAUCUCUUUCGGAUAUCUGAACCAAGCAAUUUCCAAUACUGAACAGUUGUAUUUUCCUAUUUAAAGAAAUCAACCCUUUAAUAAUUAAGUCAACUAUGGAAAGAAAAUGAGAAGAUGUUUCCUUCUUGUCCCCCUAAAACCACAACCAACCGCAGAUUGUACUGUUUCGGGCUCAUUAGUCCUCGUCAGUGCGGUAUAGGUCUGCUCGUCCGCUAUUGGUAAGUCAAGGAGACAGCUGGACAAGAAGCAAACAAUCGUUUACGUCUAAAAGACUGAAGGUACUGUACGCUAGCAAGUGGCCGUAGCCACCAACAAUUUUUGCCUCCUGUAAUUUAUCCUACUUUAGUCGUGCAUCUUUAUACCUUCCGAUUUGUUAUUCCAUAAAUCAUCCGGAUUAUGAUAAUCUUCGAUUAAAGAUAAUGAUUCUUCAUUGGUCCACUCCAUUUUGUCGCCUGCUUCAAGCCGCACCGAUCCGAACGGGUUUGGAUAACCGGCGACACUGAUCAACACGUGGGUUCAUGUCGCUGACGGCGCCCUCGGCAGGCAACAAAGGGCAAAUUGGGGCAUGCGGCAAGCAGAUAUUGUUUUGUCGCUUUGUGAUGCCUCUAUGCUACAUGUUGUCCAAAAGUUUCCUCAGUGGAAUUGCGCCUUUACAAUCUAUCUGAGUUCUUUAGUUUAAACCAUAUGAGCCUUUCCUGGUGAAAAUAGACUAUAUUUUAUGGCUUUUCCACGACUCAACACUUAACUAAAAAACUAAAUUUUUCGUAUUGGGCCAUUUUUCUUCCAGAUGAUCAAUGUUUUCACUCAUUACUGCUCUUGUUUAUUUUAUGUUCACAUUGGAUGGAUCAGUGGAGAAUGUAAGGAGAGCGGUGAAAAAUACAAGAGAGUAUUUUGCCGCGACAAAAGUAAAAUAAAACGUACUUUUCUGCACUAUUUUUAAAACUUCAGUAUUUUAGAAAUCCCAAUAUCAAUAAAACUUGUAUUGUUUGCACGUUUAAAAUAUGUAUAUAACUUUGUAAAUUUACCCAAAGUUGCACAAAACAAUUAGAAGUACCAAUUUUUGUUAUGCCUUACGUCUUAUUGUUAAAACUGCUUGUUCAGUCUCAAUUCAUGAUACAAUCGUCCUUUUUCAUCACUUGAUUGCCAGAAGUAAAAUCAACAGAAAGUUGAUUUUUUUUCUGUUGAUUUGUGUAUCAACCUGCUCAAGGAAAAUACUGCGUCUGUAUGCUUGAUGAUCACAUGACGUCGAAUAUCACAAAAACUAAAUGUUGCAUGACGACUUGGCUGCAAGUAAAACGUACGAGUGACAUGAAUGUCUACGCCAGCAGUUAGUGAUUGAUUUUUAUGUCUCAUAAUUAUAAAUAUUCAUUUUUGAAAAUAAAUUUGGACUGUGUUACUUGUUAUAUAUUUAUUGGCGAUGUUUUUCGCAAUAUGGGUACUAAAGUUACUCCUCAUACUUCGAUUUUAAAUAUAUAUCCGAGGUGUCAUUUAAAUAUUUAUGUGGGUAAACUUCGAGAGGUUUGUUGUUUUCCAGAAAAAAGUUUCUAUAUUAUAGUUUCGGUAGUGCUUCGUUCUCAAGCAAUUUUUUUUUGUCGUUCAAUCGUGAAAAUCUCAAUCCUUUAACCGGUAUUAUGAAAUUUGUUGAAACUUGCUCUGCACGGACAUAAAACAGCUGAGGAGGUUUUAUGAAAAGAUGGUUGAAUCUUGACAUACGAUACUCAAUUGAACUUCUCUAGGUAACAUUUGGCCAUGGUAUUUCAUAAGGUUUUUAAGCGUCUAGUUUAUAUUUGAAGGUGUAGAGAAGCGAAAAGCAAUGUAUCUAGGAUUAUUAAUGUUACACUGAUGAUUCCAGAUGAUGGUGUUGGUAUUUAUUAAGUUAUAUUUGGUAGUUCGCUAUAAUAAACUUAUCAGUGUGACAUAGUAUCACAGGUGCAAAAUAAUAUACAGGGUGAGUUUUUAGUGUGGGCUCGGUAGAUAUCUUCAUUAUUUUUUUAUACUCCAGAUACCAGGAAGGCCUGAAGCCUAAGCACCCAUGGGGUACCGUUUGGCUAUAGGGGGAUACAGGGGAAAAGGCGGGGACGCAACACGGACUCUAGCGAGGGAAUACGUGUGCAUGCAGCAUUGGCCCCGCCUAUGAGUUCCGCCGGGUGGUAUUUCCGCGUACGACAGUCGGAGACCGUUUAUCACCUACGGACAGUCGCAACAUCCAUAGCCAAGAGAAAAAUCUGUCUUGGGACGGGAUACGAACCCUCGCAGCGCACGGCGACUGAUCAGGAGACGAAGCGUCUAUCACUGCGGCGACCGCUGCUGCCUGUUACGAAUGGUGUCUAAAAAAGUUGAUCACAAAAAUUGUAGCAGUGUGCUCCUUACUUGGAUUUUUUUUCAACAGGGUGAUUCAUAAUUACGUGGUGAUCCAAACAUGGCCUACAUUUUAUUACAGAUUCGGGUAGGCGUUUCCAAACGAAGCAUUAUGAUAUAUUAUACUAUAUCUUUCGAGAAAAAAAACACUCAACUUUGACAAUUUGCACCUCUUCAACUGUUGCAGGUAGCAAACUGAAUUGUUCGUCAGAAAAAUUUUAUGAUCCCAUAUUUUAUCACUAUAUACUUACAUUUUCAAUCUUUUUGUAGGUUUAUACAGGUUGGUCUAGAACGCAAAAUGAACAAUUGAAUUGAAUUCAACAUCCUGUAUAAAGAUACUUAUAUCUUUACACACUAUCUGAUUACACUUUUCACAGCCUUUUUUGCGAUAUAAGAUUUAUAGGUUUCGUACAACUGUUUUUUGAGUUACUAAAAUACAGGGACACCUCCUUUCUACUUUGUUGCAUAUAUGCUUAAAAUAAAGAAAAUGCACAAUUUUAACCAUCUGCAGUUUCUAAUUGAAUGCUGUUUUAUUUUGAAAGGGUUUGUAAUAUAUCAUAUCAUGAUAUCCGAUUUACAAAAACGUUCAUUGUAACUCAAAAACCAUGGGUACAAAGUCCCAUAUUGAAAAAAAAACCUGUGAAAAGGGGAAUCAAAUGGUGUGAAAAUAUUUAGGGUGUUUCAUUUCAAAAUUUUGAGAAAUCGUUCGAUUUGGGUGUAGUGUAUCGAAAGAACUGAGUAAGUUUAUAUGAAGAAAAUGUCGGGUCACAAAAAUCUUCUGAUGAAAAAUUCAGAAGUCUAGCGGUAGCAGUUGCGGAGGUGAAGUUGAAGUUGUGUUUUUUCGAAAAAUUGUCCAAUAUCUCAACAAAUUAGAAAUAAUAUAUAUAGUAUCAAAUUGCGUCGAUUGAAAUGGCCUAUCCGAAUCUGCAAUAAAAAGCAGGUUUCUCCAUUUCAAAAAUUUAUGUUUGAGCCACCACGUAGUUAUGUAUCACCAUGUAGAAAUAAAAAUGUUUCCCAUGUAAAGCACACUGAUGCCUACAAUUUUUGUAAUCAACUUUUCUAACUAGAUGUCAAGCGUAAUAACGGGGUUAUCGACCGAGCACACACUAAAAACUCACCCUGUAUAUCUUAGAUUCCAUAGGUUGUGGAAGAUAUUCAAAUACAUUUUCCAUUGAAGAUAUAUUUUUGUAAUUCCUUUCAAAUAAUAUAUAGGGUGCUUUUUACUAAAUUUGCCACUAAUACCAAGCAUUUUAAACGGAUCUAAAUCCAAGCAAAAUGAACCAAUUCCUCAUCUUGCUUUUUACUUAUAAUAAUUACUGCGUAUAAAACUAGUUGAUUGCUAUAAGACUGUGUUAUUGCCAUUUAAUGUUUUUAAUUUUAGUUUUAAAUCCUGCUAAUUUUAUUUUUAGCCAUGUUAUUUCAUUGCAAUAUUUUGUAGAGAUUGCACUACUACAUAUAUAUGAAUAUUUGAAAAAGAAAAAUCCAACUUUUGUGAUAUUUUGAAUCUUAUUUUCUGUACAUAUUGUAUCAACCUU